Molecule: messenger RNA, 1268 nt
Organism: Gilbertella persicaria
Lineage: Eukaryota; Fungi; Mucoromycota; Mucoromycetes; Mucorales; Choanephoraceae
Product: ubiquitin-related domain-containing protein
Exons: 10
Coding region: 109-1215 (368 amino acids)
Molecular function (GO): protein binding
Source: RefSeq, a predicted model, not a curated record
GAUCAACGUUAGAGUCAAUAACAGGGCGAACAUAUUGUACUACUCUCCGGUAAAUUUCGCAGAUAAAUCAACUUUUUGCAUGAUAAAGUACUUUUCUUUUCUUAUAAAAUGACAUAUAUUUGGUUUUCAGGACCUGUGGUGGAAGCUGUUAAACAAGUAAACGAGAGAAACCUUGUGUUCCUUGUCUAUAUAUAUGAUGAUUCGGAGCAUAGUAAACAUCUUGACGCGACAUUUCAAAAUGCCGAGCUUCUCGAUCUGCUAAAGAGAAAGGCAAUAGCAUUAAAGUUGAAAAAAGACUCAGAAGAUGCUAAAAUGUUUGGUCAAUUGUACCCAAUAUAUCGAGUCCCAAUUGUGUAUUUUAUAGCACAAGGCACCAUCAAAGAUUUUGGUACUCAAGACAUGAGAAGUCAAGACAUUAUCAACAAAUUGCAGGCAGCUAGUCCUAAAUCAGAUGCAAAGACAAAACUAGAAGAAAUCAAAAAGAAGCGUGCUGAACAAGAGAAUUUGCAAGCACGAGAAAGAGAAAUAAAAAGAAGAGAAGAUGGCAAAUUAGCCCAAGAAACUCGAGAGAGCUUACAAGAAAAGCAAAAUAAAAUAAUGCUUGAAAAAAAGAAGAAGGAAAAGAAAGAAGAAGAAGAAUACAGAAAAAGAGUCAAGGAACAGAUUGCAAAAGACAGAGAAAACCAACAAGCUGCCAGAAAGACAGAGAAGGAGCGACUACAAAACAAAGCAAAAGAAGAAACGCCCAUUCAAAAAACUGUUUCUUCAUCUGGUUUGCAUCACUUUGCUAACUUGAAUAUAAAGCAAUUGGAUGGCUCAAGUUUGAAACAUCGAUUCUCUUCUUCUAAUACACUUGCCCAUGUCUGCCAGUGGAUUGAAGCAACAAGAACAGACGGCGAUAUGCCUUUCAAACUCUUUGUUCAAUUCCCAAAUAGAAACUUUGAUAUCGGGGAUGAACAGCGUACAUUAUUGGAACUAAAGUUAUGUCCCAGUAGUACACUUAUCAUGAAGCCUAUCAAAAAUGCGUCUACAGCCUACGCAGGUUCUCCCUCUUCUAAUUCUGGUUGGAUGAGCUAUUUGUAUCAGACAAGCGAUGCAAUUUAUAAUUCGGUAGCUCAAGUUGGCACUUCAAUAGCUUCUUAUCUGAGUACACCUGAGGCUGAACAAAGAUUAGGCAACAGAAGCUCAUCUCAACAUGAUACUUCAAGUCAUUAAAGACAAAAACAAUGAUCUUGUCCGAUUACAUAAUAAAAUCACUUACACUGUCU